AUGGACAGCACCAGCCUCAAUGAGAAGGAGAAGUACGAGACUGUGCUCGAGGUAGAGGAGGGCAAGUCUCAACCCAAUGCCCAGCUCGCCGGCCAAGAUCGCUCGUCCGAAGAAGAGCUGGCCGCAUUUGAUCGCAAGAUCAACCUGAAGCUCGACCUUCUGAUCAUACCGCUGGUCACGACCGUAUAUCUGCUUGCAUUCUUGGACAGAGCCAAUAUCGGAAACGCACGAGUCGCUGGGCUACAAAAGGACCUCGGACUGAGCGAUUAUCAGUAUCAAAUUGCAAUCACGGUGACCUACGUGCCUUAUAUCGCCAGCGAGAUACCCUCGAACUUGAUCCUAAAAUACAUCGGAGCUCGGAUAUAUAUCCCCUUCCUGUGCGGCGCUUGGGGAAUCAUCUCCACGCUUCAAUGCCUCGUACACAAUUAUGCAGGUCUGGUGGCAUGUAGAUUCAUGCUGGGUCUAAUGGAAGGCGGUCUGUUUCCUGGAGUGAUCCUCUAUCUGAGCAUGUUCUACCGCCGCAAAGAUCUGUCGCUACGUAUCGGCCUAUUCUGGUCGGCCGCAUCGCUCAGUGGCGCCUUCUCCGGCCUUCUCGCUGCAGGGAUUGGCAAGAUGGAUGGCGUCGCCGACAUGCGUGGCUGGAGAUGGAUCUUCUGCCUCGAAGGAAUUUUUACCGUUGCCUGGGCGGUACUCGUGUUCAUCUUGCUGCCCAACAGCCCGCAGACUGUCAAGUUCAUGACUGCCGAGCAAAGACAGCGCUGCGCUGAAAGGCUGAAGGCAGACGUUGAUAUCCUGGACAACGAGAAAGUUACUAUCCGCAAGGUUCUCUCUGUCUUCGCCAGCCCUGGCCUGCUCUGCAUCUGGCUCACGGCACUAUGCUCCGGCAUAGCGAUUUUCGGCCUCGCAUACUUCACUCCUUCCAUUGUACGCGACAUGGGUUUUGGAGUUAUCAAGACCCAGCUGAUGUCUGUCCCACCCUUUGCCGCCGCGGUACCGCUCACCAUCGUCGUCUGCUACUAUUCCGACAAAUACAACUCCCGUGGUAUUCCAAUCCUGGCCACAUAUACACUGUCCCUCAUUGGCUCCAUCAUGUUCCUCGUUGGACAUACCUUUAGCGUCCGCUACGCUGGACUAUUCUUUCUCCUCGGCGGCAUGUAUUCAAAUGUUCCUUGCCAGGUCGCUUGGAUUCCGAACAACACGGCAUCGCAUACCCGUCGGGCAACGGCUAUCGCUGUCGAAACUGUGGCUGUAAAUGUGGGCGGCAUCCUCUCCACAUGGAUUUUCCCGACCCGGGAGGCUCCGUACUAUCCGACGCUGCCCGUCUCAUACUGGCUGCCAAUAGGCAAUCAGAAGAAGAGCACUGCUGCGUAUAGGGAGAAAAUGUUGGCGGGCAUGGAGGACCUGAGCUCUGCGCAGCAGCUAGAGAAGCUUGGGGAUGCUCAUCCCGAUUACAAGUAUGCCUUGUGA
Cyphellophora attinorum is the source of this 1467-nucleotide messenger RNA. RefSeq names its product putative transporter. Gene Ontology annotation, molecular function: transmembrane transporter activity. The transcript is spliced from 5 exons. NCBI's taxonomy places the organism in Eukaryota, Fungi, Ascomycota, Eurotiomycetes, Chaetothyriales, Cyphellophoraceae. The record is from RefSeq and is a predicted model, not a curated record. Gene Ontology annotation, biological process: transmembrane transport. The coding region runs from base 1 to 1467 and encodes 488 amino acids. Gene Ontology annotation, cellular component: membrane.